Messenger RNA from Photinus pyralis (common eastern firefly), 713 nucleotides. Its product is annotated as mediator of RNA polymerase II transcription subunit 11-like. Gene Ontology annotation, cellular component: mediator complex. The transcript is spliced from 2 exons. Gene Ontology annotation, molecular function: transcription coregulator activity. Gene Ontology annotation, biological process: regulation of transcription by RNA polymerase II. The record is from RefSeq and is a predicted model, not a curated record. Lineage: Eukaryota; Metazoa; Arthropoda; Insecta; Coleoptera; Lampyridae. The coding region runs from base 200 to 631 and encodes 143 amino acids.
UUAUUCACCAAACUUUCAUUUUGAGGUUAUGUCGUAAGAUUUAUUAUUUUUAUAUUUUCCAUAAAGAAAACAUCUAAUGGUUAUUUUCAAACGUAAUUACGCGAUUUAUUUCUCACGUGUAGCUAUUAACAAUAGCAGUUAUUGGAACUUUCUGUACUAAUUAACUAAAAUAUAUGUUGAAGUUGAAGUGCUAUUAACCAUGACUGCUCCUAUGGAACGAAUACAAGUAUUAGACUCGAUUGAGAAAGAUAUAAUAACAUGUCUUCAUACUGCAGGGCAAGCAUUUGUGGAACUUAGUAAAGAAAAGUCCAGUUUAAAACAGGCCGAAAACCAUACACAGACGUUUCUUAAAACAUUAGGCGUUGUAGAGACUAAACUUACUGAUCAGAUUAACUAUUUGACCCAAGUGUCUACGGGUCAACCACACGAAGGCUCUGGCUACGCUUCCCAGAAAGUUUUACAAAUGGCAUGGCAUAGAUUGGAGCAUGCCAGAUCCCGAGUAAACGAAUUAGACAGGCUUAAAGUGAAACAUUUACAGGGCAGAACAUCACGUAAUCAACAAGCCAUUACUAAUGGUAUCGCGACAGGCCCAAGCAGCGCACCUACAGCGGGAAUGCCAUCUUCCUCGUAGAGUAGACAAAUUACACAAUAGAUUUUUAUUUAUAAAAUUUGAUGCAAAGUACAUAACAGGUAAAAUUAAAAGAUUUAUCAUA